AUGGUGGACUGAUGGUCAGGUUCGGGAGGUUCUGACUCAUAGCCUUAACUUUUAACAUCCUCCUUAUGUAACUUUUUGAGGAGCGCGUGGUGGUGGUGGCGCGCCGCGCGCUUUACGUUCCAUCGUGACGCCGCGUGCAUCUCGGACGCGCCGGUGCUUCUGGAGAAGGAGGAUGGAGAAGGACUCGAACCCUAAAGGAGAGGCUGACGCUCCGCGUGCGCCUGCUGUGAUGCGACAGGGAGGGAGCCGCUCCCCCUCCGCCUCCGCGCGCCCCCUCUGAGACGCGGGAUGCGGUUUUUUGGCGGUCCUGGUUCCGACGCCCGGACCGCCGACAUCAUCGCCGGAGACGACACUCAUCAUCAGCGGGCAUGGCGGGCACCAAAUUUACGCCUUCACCCUCGGAGAUCGACCCUGACGUGAAGACCGACGCGCAGAAGCCCCCCGAGCCCACCUGGGUCAGCCCGUCCAAUCCGCUCCGGAGCAUGGGUUCUCUCGGGAGCGAUGCCGGCCAAAGGUAUCAGGAGGAGUACAGUAUGGACUCAACCAAUGCCCAGGUGCAGGUAGAGUUCUAUGUGAAUGAAAACACCUUCAAGGAGAGGCUGAAGCUCUUCUUCAUCAAAAACCAAAGGUCAAGUUUGAGAAUCCGUUUGUUCAAUUUUGCUCUGAAGAUUCUCACCUGCGCCCUCUACAUCCUGAGAGUGAGUCUGGAUAACCCCAAGGAGGUCAACAGUAAUCCAUGUGCGAUGUGUCGGAACAGCAGUUUCCUCAAUGCGACAGAUUCACGAGAAAUCAACUGGGAGCUCAUUUUCUGGGUUACCAGACGGGAACCUGUAUGGGCAAUACAGGUGACAGUGGCCUUAAUCAGUUUUUUGGAGACUAUACUCAUAACAUAUCUAAGCUACAAGGGGAACAUUUGGGAGCAGUUUUUCCAGAUAUCCUUCAUAUUGGAGAUGAUCAAUACCGUGCCAUUUAUAAUCACCAUCUUCUGGCCUCCACUGAGAAACAUAUUUGUCCCUGUAUUUCUUAAUUGCUGGCUUGCCAAAGGUGCCCUGGAAAACAUGAUUAAUGAUUUCCACCGUGCCAUCCAGAGGACCCACUCUGCCAUGUUCAAUCAAGUGUUCAUCCUCAUCUGCACCUUGCUGUGUCUGGUUUUCACAGGAGCUUGUGGGAUCCAGCAUCUGGAGAGAGCAGGGAAGAACUUGUCCCUGUUUGACUCUUUCUAUUUCUGCAUCGUCACUUUCUCCACUGUGGGCUACGGAGAUGUCACGCCACAGAUCUGGCCCUCACAGCUGCUGGUGGUCAUUCUCAUCUGUGUCGCUCUGGUGGUCCUUCCACUGCAGUUUGAGGAGCUUGCGUACCUGUGGAUGGAAAGCCAGAAGUUGGGAGGGAACUACAGCCGGCAUCGGGCGCAGACGGAAAAGCACGUGGUGUUGUGCGUCAGCUCCCUGAAGAUCGACCUGCUGAUGGACUUCCUCAACGAGUUCUACGCUCAUCCCAGACUCCAGGAUUACUAUGUGGUGAUCCUGUGUCCAACUGAGAUAGAUAUUCAAGUCCGGCGUAUUCUCCAGAUUCCUCUGUGGUCCCAGAGGGUCAUCUACCUGCAAGGAUCUGCCCUGAAAGACCAGGAUCUGAUGAGAGCCAAGAUGGACGACGCUGAGGCCUGCUUCAUCCUGAGCAGCAGGAAUGAGGUCGACAGAACCGCCGCUGAUCAUCAGACCAUCCUGAGAGCCUGGGCAGCAAAGGACUUCGCUCCAAACUGUCCUCUUUACGUCCAAAUCCUCAAACCUGAAAACAAAUUUCAUGUCAAGUUUGCUGACCAUGUGGUGUGUGAAGAGGAGUUCAAAUAUGCCAUGCUGGCCCUCAACUGCGUGUGUCCGGCCACGUCUACCUUAGUCACCCUGUUGGUUCACACCUCCAGGGGGCAAGAGGGGCAGUUGUCCCCGGAGCAGUGGCAGAGGAUGUACGGACGCUGCUCUGGAAACGAGGUCUACCACAUCCGCUUGGCUGACAGCAAGUUUUUCGGAGAGUACGACGGAAAGAGCUUCACAUAUGCCUCCUUUCAUGCCCACAAGAAGUAUGGCGUUUGUUUGAUCGGCGUGAAGAGGGAGGACAACAAGAGCAUCCUCCUGAACCCAGGACCGCGCCACAUCAUGGCUGCCUCUGACACCUGCUACUACAUCAACAUCACCAAGGAGGAGAACUCAGCCUUCAUCUUCAAGCAGGAGGAGAAAAACAGCAAGGGUCUGCCUGGCACUGGCCUCUAUGACGCCCCCUCCAGGCUGCCCGUGCACAGCAUCAUCGCCAGUAUGGGGACUGUGGCCAUCGAUCUCCAGCACCCCGAUCCUCCAGAGGAGAGCAGCAAGCUGGCUGUCCCUGCAGAGAACGGCGCCGGAAGCAGAAGGCCCAGCAUCGCACCUGUCCUUGAAAUCGCAGACUCCACCGCCAUUCUGCCCUGCGAUCUACUCAGCGAUCAGUCAGAGGACGAGACCAACCAGUCAGACGAGGAAGGCUCUGUAGGGUCAGAGUUUGUGAAGGGUUACCCUCCAAACUCCCCGUACAUCGGCAGCUCUCCAACGCUGUGCCACCUCCUUCCACAGAAAGCUCCCUUCUGCUGCCUUCGCCUCGAUAAGGGCUGCACACAUAACAGCUUUGAGGAUGCCAAGGCGUACGGCUUCAAGAAUAAGCUGAUUAUAGUGUCUGCAGAGAUGGCUGGAAAUGGUUUGUACAACUUCAUAGUCCCUCUACGUGCUUAUUAUCGGCCCAGGAAGGAGCUCAACCCCAUCGUGCUGCUGCUGGACUACCCGCCGGACAACCACUUCCUGGAGGCCAUUUGCUGCUUUCCCAUGGUUUACUUCAUGGCUGGAACCAUUGAUAAUUUGGACAACCUGCUCCAGUGUGGGAUAAUCUACGCUGACAACCUGGUGGUUGUGGACAAGGAAAGCACCAUGAGCGCAGAGGAAGAUUACAUGGCGGACGCCAAAACCAUCGUCAACGUCCAGACCAUGUUCAGGCUGUUCCCCAGCUUGAGCAUCAUCACAGAGCUCACACAUCCAUCCAACAUGAGGUUCAUGCAGUUCCGAGCAAAGGACUGCUACUCGCUCGCACUGUCCAAACUGGAGAAGAUAGAGCGUGAUAAGGGCUCCAACCUGGCCUUCAUGUUCCGCCUGCCGUUCGCUGCAGGCCGAGUCUUCAGCAUCAGCAUGCUGGACACGCUGCUCUACCAGUCAUUCGUCAAGGAUUUUGUGAUCGCCAUCAUGCGACUUCUGCUCGGCCUGGACACCACGCCGGGUUCCGGUUACCUGUGUGUGAUGAAAAUCACAGAGGAGGACCUGUGGAUCAGAACCUACGGCAGACUCUUCCAGAAGUUCUGCUCCUCCAGCGCAGAAAUCCCCAUCGGGAUCUACCGCACCGAAUCACACAUGUUCUCGACCUCUGAGGCCAAGGAAAUUAAAAAGCAGUCGCAGGUGUCGGUCAACGUGGACCAGGGCGAGGAGCUCCGUGAGCGAGGAGACUCCUGGAAAAAAAAGGCUCAGAGGAACUCCACCACAAGUGACCAGUCGGACCACCCCCUGCUGAGGAAGAAGAGCAUGCAGUGGGCGCGGCGGCUGAGCAGGAAGAGCAACAAGCCAGGGAGCAGGGCAGAGCGCAUAUCGCAGCAGAGACACAACCUCUACCGGCGCUCCGAGCGCCAGGAGCUGUCCGAGCUGGUCAAAAACCGCAUGAAGCACCUGGGGCUGCCCACCGUGGGAUACGAGGAUGUCUCUAACCUCACAGCCAGCGAUGUCAUGAAUCGGGUUAAUCUAGGAUAUUUACAAGAGUUGCAGGACAUUUCAGAGCAGCCGUAUUCAGAGGGGACCAGGCCGGCAGAGCCACAAGCAGACGAGAUGAACGACCACCAGAACACGCUGUCCUACGUCCUCAUCAACCCUCCGCCCGACACCAUGCUGGAGCUCAACGACAUUGUAUACAUCAUCCGGCCCGACCCGCUGGCACACAUGCCAGAGGACUCACAGGUGGGCCCGGCCCACAGCACCCGGAACCAGCAGGACUUUGGCGCCGAGACCCGAGACGAGACUCACCUCUGAGCGGCCGUGGUAUCUCUGACGUCAGAGGGGGUCCUGAGGGACCUGAUGCAGCCCCCAAGGAUGCAUGAAGAGGGCCUCCUCAUCAUCAUCCUCAACAAGCCCUGCUGACUCACCUGCGACCUGGAAGCUGCUCCUGCUCUCGGUUUGUAGGUCAGGCGUCCGGCUCGCCGCGAUGCUCCCCUGCAGCCUCGUCUGCGGCGCCUCUCACCUCCCCCCGUCUUUCAGGACCAAUGGUCUCUGAAGACACACAAACUCAUCCCGGGACGCAGCCGUCCUCCACGGUCUUUGUUGGAAAAGGCCGUUGAGGUUUUCCCUCCGAUGUCGUUCGCUCCACGUUUGUCUCAUUUUUCUAGUUCUGCUGCUUCUCGAUGGACCGUUCAGAUGGAGAAAAGCGUCACACUGAGGGUCAGAAAGGAAGUCCAGAUCUGACUGCUGUCCAUCAAUAUUAUCUGUCAUUUAUCUGGAAUGUUCUUGGCUUGUUUACACAGGUUCCAUAAUUUUGACCACAUGCAUUUUUGUGCUCAUUCCGCUGUGGAAGCUUCCUUCAGAGCGAUUUAGAAGGAAACGAAUCCAGAUUUUCAUGCUGAGCGAGAGUUUUCUGUUUCCUCCAGUUCAUGAAACAACAGUAGAUGAAAUAUUAUUGAUCCUUUACUCCAAGGAUCUGCAGGUCAGAAAUAUUCUCUGAUGGAAACGAUGAGAGUAUUAAGAAACACAGCAUUGUUGAAACGUCUGGAGAAAUUAUUUGAGACAAUAAUUUUGCUGGAUGCAGGAUUUUUUUUUUGUUUUGAAGAGGCUUAAAGGUUUUCAGUUGGUGAAAGGUCCAGGCUGGAGGUCCGGUUCUGCUGUGUGAUGCAGAUGCUGCUCCAAAAACCUGAGGUGACCCUCGUCGCCGUGACCGUUCUCAGACUCCACCAACAUUUGUUUCAUCUUUAAAAAUGUCUGUUCAGCGCUCGCCUUCCUGUUCGCCUUCCUGUUCUACAGUUUUAAUUCUGCAGCGAGCAUCAGACAGAGGACGGGACGUCUUGGUUUUCCAGGUUUGUUUCUGAAGUCAAGCUGAAAACAAAUUCUUUCUUCUAGUUUCAUGUUUCAACAUUUCUUGUGUUUUGAAGUGAAGCUGUGUGUUUGUUGAACUGGAAUCCCUGCGUUCAGUUUUCAUUUAGCAGAGGGCGGUUAAAAAAAAAAAACAGCUGACUUUUUCUCUGAUUGGCAGGAAUCCUUCGUGCUUUUAUGGCUUUGAUGAGCUCAUGUUGGCUUUGCAGGAGCUGCUAGUUGUCUGUGAAAUGAAGUGGGACCAGGAUGUUUUUCUUCAGAAAAAAUGUGAGGAAAGUCUCUGCCCCCGCCAAACAAAAGUUUCUCCUAAUUGAGUUUGAAGAGGGUGAACGUGACGUGCUUCUCUGCCAGUGUUUCUUUUGUAGCUGUACAGUGUUUGCGGGUUUGUGUCAUGAAAGUGAAAAGGACUUGAAACUGUUUUUGCACUAAGCUCUGCGGUGACGUAUGCAGCAACACGACCCUUUAACCCACUCACGUGGGCAGCAUCCAAGCAGAACCUCACAGACGGGACGGGUCGGGAAUUCGGCAGAACCUGUAGAUGUUCGCAAAAUCUGGAGGAGGAGAUUUAGGCGAAGAUGAGCUCAGGAGGAGAUGAUCUGAGAAAAGCUUCUGUCGAUCUGUUCAGAUCCUGAGAUUUCAUCAGCACCUCCCAGAAAACGUCUAAGACACCCAACAGGGCAUGUUAUCGCUAGAGCGCAUGUUUUCUGACAAUACAAGCUUGCCAAGAACUCCAAAACGUCGCACAUUUAGGACAUUUACGUCCACGUGAGACAAAAACACACAUGCUUGCAAGUCGGACCCUUUCUUUAAUACCUCCUAUUUAUAGGAAUGGAAACGUGCAUGUUGUCUUAGUGUGACCAAAAUUAUGUUUACCUUCACUUUUUCUGUCAAGAUGUUGAAUUGUUUUGUACUAUUUAUUAUGGGAAGUGUUUUCUGCACACAGAUAGGAACAAAUAAAUGCUGCAUGCAGCCACACACACUGA
This is a messenger RNA of Oryzias latipes (Japanese medaka), 6118 nucleotides long. The record is from RefSeq and is a predicted model, not a curated record. NCBI's taxonomy places the organism in Eukaryota, Metazoa, Chordata, Actinopteri, Beloniformes, Adrianichthyidae.